CAGGUGUUGAUUCUCGUAACGUACCAUGCAAUUCAAGACAUAUUGUCAAGCCUACCAACCAAACAACCGAGCCUUAGACAGAGAGAUCUAGUGUCGCUUAAUUCUCAGUGAUAUGUUUUCGUUCGGGGCGCUUGGGUCGCUAUUGGUACACGCGGCCAGCCAGUGAUAACAAAACCGCUAUGGAAAAUCGCAUCUAUGGCUGAACUAACUUUCUUUCCCUAUGUUACUUUGGCUUAAUUAUGGCAUUAAGUCUUAACACAAAGAAGUUGAUUAUACGGAUUGUGUUAUUUCUCGUCUACCUUCUUGUUGGAGCUGCCAUUUUCCAAGCAAUCGAAAUUCAGUAUGAAAAGGACAAACGAGAAGAGCUUCAGUUCGACAAGGUCAGAGAAAAUUUCGCGGUUAGACACAAUAUUUCAGACCAUGAUAUGAAAGAGUUCCUUGGCAAGCUCAAGAAGGCAUUAGAGCUUGGCUUCGACUUGCAGACUGUGAAGUUUCAGGAACAGUGGCAUUUUAUGAACGCCUUCGUUUUCGCUGGAAAUGUAGUGACGACCAUUGGUGAGUGAGAUCAUGGGCUACAACUUUGUUGGGAUAAAUGAUCUUCGUUAAGCGCGCAUUUUCACGCUCCCCCUAAAGUUGGCUUAAAACGUGCUAAGCGUUAAUCUGCCUUAGCAACAUACGGAGUGAGAGAGACGUAGAUUAUUCACCACAUAUCACUUGCAAUUUAGCCAAAAUCGGCGGUUAGUUAAGUACUGGGUUGUUUGAUUGCAUUGUUUACAAGAAGAAACGAAUAUUCGUCAAUUGGGAACAGCUACAAUUUUUAGGGAGUUGUGUCGGCAUCAUAUGGUCGAUUUCAUACUAUUCGGUCGAUUUUGGCUAUAACGCUGGGCAAGCAGCUGUGUGUUAUGGUUGUUUAAUAUUUAAAUUUUUGGGCUUUAAACGCGGCAAACAAAAAGCCUCUUCCAAAAAGCUUGUACGAACAUGGCAAAGAAAAAAGUUUUAACUUGUUGUAGCUUUUAACUGUGGUCUCUUUUACACUAGCUAUUAGGGUUUUUAUUCACCUCACAAAAUGGAAUUGAAUAUGCCACAAUUGGUCGACUGCGCAUAAACAUCUCAAGAGAACUUAAGAACCAUCUUUUGUCUUCCAAUAUUUUAAUUUUUCACCCUCGUAUUCCAUUCUUUAAUAUUUGGCUACGACGCGGAACACGAGCUCAUAAGCCAGACCUUUUUUAGUCUUCUCGGAUGUUCACAAUUUCCUCUCGGCGUAAUCGUGUAUAUGCAUGGUUAUAUCAUUACGCAUUACGCACUCGCGACUUGUAGUAAAAAAACGUACGCUAAGAGAUAAAAAACGAAGAAACAAAUUACUAGACUAUUCAAAGGUCAAUCAUUGACAAGGAGACGGGAAAAAAUCUUGCUUGCGGCGGACUUUAUGAAAUAUUCCAGCCAUUUGCCAAAAAGGGGUUUAUUGUGCAUAUAUUUAGCUACGUGUAAAGUUUAUAUUUUUGAUGUCCUUGUUUUUAUUUGACCCGCCUGGCGCAACCUUGCCACAAGACGCGAUGUGGUAGUUUGCCACAACAAAGCCCUCAAAUGUUUUAGACAAACAAGAUAGGCCAGGGUUAAGUAUUUCUAGGCUGCCAUGCUAAUUUAUAAUAAUCAGCAAAUAAGAAAUUUGGCCACGAUGUAAGAAACCGUGUCUUAGUUCUAGCUAGCAGUUGUACUGGUAACGUGAAGUGUGCUCAGACAACUAAGUUUUUAUCAUGGUUGUAUUUGCGAAAAAAUUGCGAUGACAAAACACGAGCUUAUAGUUUGAACAAAUUAAUAACAGACUCGUCGGCUUUAAAAUGGACUUGUAUUUAACUUUACGUCGAUUCCAUACAAAUAUUUGAAGGAGCUUAACGCAGCUUUAUGACAUCUCGCGUGGUGAGUGAUCAUGGUAGAAAAGUCAACAGUCGCAUCUUCCAAUAAUAAAUUACUCGCGUUUUUGACAAAAAAGCCGGGCAAAAAAGGUUAUAAAAAUCCUUACGACAAAUUAGCAACAAUAAGGUGCCCACGGAUGGCUUGAGUAGAAAAUAUGAUUUGUCGUGCAGUAAACACUUGAUGUUCUAUUUCUUGGUAACGCUUGGUUUUGUAUGUGUUUCUUUCCGCAGGUUAUGGACAUAUUGUACCAGCUUCAUUCUGGGGCCGCUUCUUUUGUAUAUUUUACGCCUUGUUCGGAAUUCCUUUAACUGGAUUAACCCUUCGUUCUGUUGGAAACAGUAUCUCCGAGGAAAUUAGAAUUGCUGUAAAAAACUUCGAGAGGAGAGUAUACAACAGGGAAGCAGAGAAACUUGAAAUCAAGACUGCAAUCAUUGCUUUUAUUUUACUCAUAGCUAUUGUCGUCUUUCCAGCAAUUGGUUUUCACCGUUUAGAAGAAUGGACUUACUUUGAAGCCAUCUAUUUUUGCUUUGUAACUCUUACAACAAUAGGGUUUGGCGAUUUUGUGACCGGAAAUGUGAAAAAAGACUAUUCUAGUGGUGACAGCGCAAUUCCUGUAGUUUUAGAGUUCCUCAACUUGAUAUACAUGGUGGUGGGACUAGCGGUAAUGUCAGGUGUUAUAGUUUCAAUUAGCGGCGUUAUCGAAGAAAAAACGAAGAAUAUGGCUAUGCCAGAUCCGUUGGAAUCUCUAAAAGCAAUACAAUAUGCAAAUCUUAACUCUAAAGCUAUGCGAAAACUGGGCUAUAAAAUGGGUCCAUCCCCGUCCAGCGAUGAUGCUCGGCAGCGACAACAACAUCAGCGACCUCCGAAAACGAACUCAUCCACGCCUUGUGCAAUAGACCCAAGCUCUAAUCGAGAUCGCAGCCAGUCAGCGGAUAAAAUGGAUUUUCAAGGGCCGACGCCUAUACUACACUUGAAUAAAAAUAGCACCCUUUGUGAUCGUACGAAUAGCGCAAACGAAUUGACAGAAGGUUCUAACAAGCCUAAAUUAAUGUUCAACAACAAAGUCGUACCCAUGGUGUCGGACAGCGCCUGUGAUUUACCCGACAAAGAAGAGCGGAGACACUCUAGAAUGUCCUCGUUCGACAACAAGAGCGAUAGUCACGAUGAAAUAGAACGUGAACUUGCGCCGAGUAAUAGUAACACCCGAAGAAACACAUUAACAGAGAAGACAGGAAGCAGAAACGAGCUGGUAGGUACUGCACAAGUUUUACUUAGUUAAUAAUUUAAGAUUAAUAGGACUCGAUGGAUUCGCCGCUAAAUUUUUAUCAAAAAAAGUCCGUUUGAAGGUAAUGUGUUAACACAUGUUAUUCUUAACCUAAGGCUACUGUAAGGUCUCAAAGUUCUGGCUUGGAUUUUCCUAUCUGCUUUGAGUUAUUGCUAAGGGAAACACGCCUAUUGAAUUUGAAAAAGCCACAGUUUUUUUAAGUCGAUUAGGAUUAACUAAUGGAGUUCUAAAGACAAGCUUUAAUGACUUGCAUGUGUUUUUUGCUCCGAAUACGACGAAGAUCUUUUGUUAUUAAAAAGGAGAAGUUUGAACUUGUUUCUUUGCGCGUAAUGACAUUCUUAAAAUUAAAAAAUAUGUAUAAUGUAUUCUUUUAAUUUUCGAAUGAACUGGAAGCUUUUUGAUAUUGCCCAUGCAUGUCAAAAAUAAGCUUUACGAGAAUUUUAUACUCAACUAAGGUUGGGAGAACACUCACAAUCUAACAGAAAAUGUAGUAAUUUUUUUCUUUUUGUGAAAUCUCACACCUAGUGUUGUGGUAAAAUAUUAUUUUAUGCCGAUAAGUGUGGUUCCAUCGAAAACAAAGACGCUGCAGAAUUAAACAUAAGCAUGUCAGUUUUUCAAUAGGAGCACCUGCAAGCCAGUGUAUUUAAGUCAGAAAUGCUUAGAAAUUACAAUAAGCUGAUCUCGCAUCAAUAUUCAGUGCGUCGCUUAAGUUCUCUACUAAAUAAUUCUUGGUAACAAUAGUCCACCUUUUCCCAUAAUCUUGAAGUUUAUUUAUUGUUAAUUUUUUAAUGAUGGUUUUCGCUGUAUCUGCGAAACUGCCGUUGCAUUGGUUGGAGAAAAACGAAGAACUUGCGCUGGCCGAAGCGAAAACUUGUAUGCUAAAUACGUAGGUCAUCUUUUUUUUAAGGAACUGAUAAUCGCAUACUGGGCUUUUGAGUUGGACAGCCCGUAAAUUUUAAAAUAAUUACGCUGAACGUUACAUGUAUUUCAUGGAAAAGUUAAAUGGCCGUCAUUUGUUUAAUGCGCGUGUAUGUUAGAGGCCAAGGACUGGUCUGAUAUAGAGUUUCACAUUUGCGACUCGGUCACGUAUAUUUUUAGAGAUUUUCCCGAGUGGUUAUUUUAAUUUAUGACGUUUUCUUUUCUCAGCUGUUGUCUUGAUGGUCUUCACGCAUGCACAAUAAUAACCUGCGACCAGCAAUACAUCCAAUCUCGUUUCCAAGGGCCGCGAUCAUUUUGGUCAGCGACGAGGAUCACUGACCAAAAAGAUCACAGCCUCUGGGAACGAGAUUGCAGUACAGAAAAUCCCUAAAUAACAAUGACUGAGGUUAUGUGCCCGCGAGACUGAGCAGCCCCCCCAAACCCUUGUUUUCACUAAAACCGCUAAACUACAUUACAUCAGGGGUAAACCUGCGUUCUGCGCAUGACUGGCCUGGUGAGACCUAGUAUUAAGAUGGGGUUUGGCGUUUGCGAAAAAUUUGAAAAUUUUGUCAUCGCCAUUUUUUCGUUUUUGCAACCUUGUUCGCAUCUGAGAGGCGCGAAAUUUUUUGUUGAUGUUUUUGACAAACACACUCAGAGUGGGGUGAAAUAUUAUCUGCUCUAUCCAUAGGCUUUAACGGCGACGACAAGUGCGUUUUUAAAAUUGAAUUAAAAGAAGUAAAUCUUUGGUGCCCGUUUUUCCAAAGUGUGUCAAUCGGGCCCGAAAACCAAUACAAUAGAACCGACUUAGUCAACGAAACAAGAUAUUUUGCUUAGAAGGCUUCAACCCGCACUACCGAAAGGUUAAUUAGACUUAUCGUAAAAUUGUUCCCCAAUCUGUUCAAAUGCAGCAAUUUCUUAGGGGUCAAUUUCUCGAAAGGCCUGGUACAUUUUUGGGCCCGAAGGUAAAUUUAAGUCAAAACCUGUUGAAUGUUUCUAACCAUAAUUUUUUGCUCCAUGGGUUAUAGGUGGUUCAAGCACAAAUCACCCCUCUUCCAACACCUCGCGCUUCACCAGCGACCUCCCCUGUUCCAACAGAACACGAACAUUUAAAUCCAAGGGAAGAACCUUCACUGGAGGUUGAAGAACAAAAACUACCUUUCAAUAGCAGCUUUGAACCAACAAAUGAAGAACACACUCUGCAAAAUGAACUUCCACCCGUUGAAGUGAUCGACAAGGGCGCUGUGACUUUAAAUGGCUUUGCCGGUCAUUCUAAGGGGUCAUCGAGAGAGGAGAACUUAGAAAUGACCCAAACGACUCGUCAUACGAUAAACAGGUAGCAAAUAAAACGUGGAGAGCAAUAAUUCCAAGGUAAUGCUUGGAAAAGGUGAUCCGUGACCUGAAAGUGGAUAGGAUUAUCCCGGAAAAGAAAAAUCGUCAGCAUUAUCCGCGAUGACCUAAAAUGUGUGGCCAGCUCAAGAAACCAAGCAAAAGUACCUUCCAAACACGCAAAGAGGUCGGUGAACAAGGUGAAAACUUGAAGAUGUCUCUACAAGAUUGCUAAGUGCUAGGAAAAGGAAACAGAUUAUGGAUAAAGCAGACCUUAAUGCAAGAACUGGUGGAGUCACCUAGCCUAUUCGCGCGUCAAUGGCGCCUCAUCCCUUUUCUUGUUAGUGCCUGCCAGCUUGGUUACAAACCGAAAAUAUAGCACCUUAGAACAAGCACCAAGGGUAAAGAUGACGACACGAAAUUGCCCACUUCAGAUACUCUAGAGAGAAUGGGUACAAGCUUUGGGUGCAGUGGAUUCUGGGAUGGUUUGUGUGGACAAGCGUUAGUUAUGAUUGGUCGAUGGUGUUUAAGACGACCAUUAACCAAUCAUAAGUAAUACUUGUCCACCCAGAAGAUUCCAAAAAUCGUUGCGCCAAAAGACUGUAGUCAUUCCCCUCAUAGCCCAUAGUUUCUGCAAUAAUAACGAAUUUGGGAGCGAGGAGCAUUCUAUUGGAAAACCUUACCUACCCUCCGCACUAGUCAACUUUAAAUCGCAUGGCUACAACAAAUAUAGCACCAAGUCACGCUUCUUAAAUGCGUUCUCUGUCAGAGGAGAGGAGACGUCGUUACGUCACCUUGCUAUGGUAGCAAAAUUUCUGGAUCUCAACAAACCGUAGAUUAGUCUCCUUCGCAGCCGUUUUUAGGCUCGUCACGCAAUGUUCACGCGUUGCGUGACGAGCCAAGGCUGCGAAGGAGACUAAACAAAUCGCAGGCCUGCAAAUAUGGCGGAAACAAAACGAAAAAAUUGCCAUUUAUGACUUUCCUGGCGUGAGCAUGAUUGCAGCCAAGAUAUGAACCGUAGCCCAUACUUUCCUUCAAGCGUUCGUUAACGUAAAUGGCCGCCUCUGUUGAAAGAUUGUUGACAGCUAGAAAUUUUCUUACCAUGGUAAGGUGACGUUGUACGUUUUCUCUUUAUUCUGAAGGCAAAGUAUCGCGGUUUAGCCUUUUCAUCGCACAUACGUGGACCGCCCCGAUAGAAACGCUCCUGAUUUUCCAGAUUUGUCCCCGAUCAUCCCAGACGAUCGGGAAUAUCUACGAUUUCGAGUUUUCAUUAGUCAGGAAAAUCUGGGACGGUCGGCAAAUGGUAAAAUUCCCGAUCGUCAGGGAUUUUCCUGACAUACGAAAACCUGGCUUAAGUGCGGACAAGGUCACAUUGGACAAGAGCAAGAGAGGCUUGACAAGAGUUAAUGCAACAGGAGAACAAAUUAUUAUGAAUGGAAUGAACAAUUGAACAAAAGAAAUUAAAAAGGAGAAAAUUAAAUUUGAAUAAAACUGUUCUUUACCAGAAACAUUUUCUACAAAUUUAGGAAUUUUUCAAAUAUUAUUGUGCCAGUGGAGAGUAUCUCAAUCAUGUGGCAAUUUCAGCAAUCUAAAUAAGGGCAAAACUUUUCUAGAGGUUUAUAGCCACAUUUUUAUAUUCCCGUCCUUUAAAAACUUGUUUUUUAAUUAGUUUAAAGUAUUUAAUAGAUCCUCGACUUUAAUAUCUACACUAGCAGUCGCCAAAUAUGGCAAUUUCUCAGUUUCAAACGUUAAAUACAAGGAUUAUAAGGAGAACCAUAUUUUUGAUUGACUGGAGUACCGUAAGUGAUGGGAUAGUCACUUGGAAUCGGUUGAAGUUUGCAACAUUCAAUUUUAAAGAUUUACUUAUGAUGUACUUAAAAAAAAGAUGAUGACCUUUGAGGGGAACUUCUGUGUAAAAUAAGUUAACGGCCCUUUCUUAUCCUUUGAAGUGGCCGAUUUGAAACCAGGGCCAGAAAUUCAAAGCUGGUUGAUAACCAAGAAGUUAGCCCACGAACGCAGAUGUAUUUCCGAGCGCUAUCGCUUGUCAAAGUAACUUAUCAGGAGGGAGAGAAGCGACAACCGGAAAUACUUCUGGCAUUCGGGCCAAGAGGAAGCUUGUUUCACUAAUGUUUCUUGAUUUUGUUUUUAUUAAAAUUUGCGUACGUAAUAACAACACUCAAACAACGGGAUCGGAAAUAACAGUAGUUUUGUAUCAAAAUUAUUUCAAAAUCAAUUAGGACGGGUUGUGUGGACAGGACAGGUUUUCCUAAUAGUAAGUUAUUUAUUGAAAGGUUGAAAACGUCCUAAACGACAUGUAAAUAGUUUGUAAAAUAACUGGCUCGCUAGAAGACUGAAAAAUACUAUCAAAUAUAAAAAAUUGAAAGAAAUGUGAU
Molecule: messenger RNA, 7836 nt
Organism: Porites lobata
Lineage: Eukaryota; Metazoa; Cnidaria; Anthozoa; Scleractinia; Poritidae
Source: the annotation of a GenBank genome assembly